GUUUCGUAGUUCCGCAUUUCAAGUCCAACUGCCGUCGCGGGUAGAACAACCAAGGAAAUAUGCAACAGAGAUCUCCACUGCUUCUAGGCCUGCUGGGUCUCACCCUGCUGGUCGCUGUCCAGGCCGGUGGCCGGAUCAUGGGCGGUGAGGAGACGGGUCUGAAUGCCACGCCCUUCGCUGCCUCCCUGCGUGUGGACAAUGCCCAUGUGUGCGGUGCUUGCAUUCUCUCCGAAACAAAGGUCCUGACCACGGCACAUUGUGUGCAUCGCGACGGCAAGCUUCUUGCCGCCAACCGUCUUUCCCUGCGCGUGGGCAGCACCAAUCAGUACGCUGGCGGACGCAUUGUCACCGUGGACUCUGUCAAUGUCCAUCCGGAGUACUAUCAACUGCAGAACAACCUGGUCAUGCUCACCCUCAGCUCUUCCUUGGUCUUUACUGAUCGCAUCAAGGCCAUUGAGGUGGCUGGCAGUGAUGAUCCGCUGCCCGCCGCGGGCUCUGAGGUUAGUGUAGCCGGUUGGGGUCGCACCACCGAUGGCACCACCUCGUACAAGAUCCGAGAGCUGGCACUCCAAGUGUCCCCCGAGGCGGACUGCCAGGAGGCAUACAGCGAUCCGGCUGGUGAUAGCUUCUGUUUGUCCCAUGAGCUCAAGGAGGGCACCUGUCAUGGUGAUGGUGGCAGUGGAGCUGUUUACCAGGACAAACUGAUUGGCUUGACCAAUUUUGUGGUGGGUGCCUGCGGUUCACGGUACCCCAAUGUUUUUGUGAAGCUUGCACCCUUCUCUGAGUGGAUUCAGGAGCAGCUAGCUUGAG
Drosophila serrata is the source of this 810-nucleotide messenger RNA. RefSeq names its product spheroide (gene sphe). Gene Ontology annotation, biological process: proteolysis. The record is from RefSeq and is a predicted model, not a curated record. Gene Ontology annotation, molecular function: serine-type endopeptidase activity. Lineage: Eukaryota; Metazoa; Arthropoda; Insecta; Diptera; Drosophilidae.